Lepisosteus oculatus (spotted gar) is the source of this 1508-nucleotide messenger RNA. RefSeq names its product N-acetylglucosamine-1-phosphate transferase subunit gamma (gene gnptg). Lineage: Eukaryota; Metazoa; Chordata; Actinopteri; Semionotiformes; Lepisosteidae. Gene Ontology annotation, cellular component: Golgi apparatus. The record is from RefSeq and is a predicted model, not a curated record.
UGUCAGACCGUCACGUGUGAUUCCCAGUGCCACUUCCUGGUGUCUCUGCACCAAGCGACCGAAAUUUGUUUCAAAAACCUUUUAAAAUGUAUAACACGGUAGUGUUGAGCGUGAGCAUUUUUCCUGCAGGGCACCUUUAUUUGAGCUUGUUCUCUCUGACGUGGGUUAGUUUACAAAUACCGUUAUCGUCAGCUGGAAAGAUGAAGAUUGUAGAAGAACCAAAUACGUUUGGGCUGAACAAUCCUAUGCUGGCACAAGCCAACAGACUGCAGCCCAGGGUGCCUCCAUCUGGUGUUUCAGGGCCAGCUCAUCUCCACAGACUGGCGGGGAAGUGUUUCAGCUUCAUAGAGUCGAUGUACAAGUACGAGUUCUGCCCGUUUCACAACAUCACCCAGCACGAGCAGUCCUUCCGGUGGAACGCCUACAGUGGGAUCCUGGGGAUCUGGCACGAGUGGGAGAUUGCGAACAACACCUUCGUCGCCAUGUGGAUGAGGGAAGGAGACUCCUGUGGGAACAAAAACAGGCAAACAAAGGUCGUGCUCUCCUGUGGGAACAGCAGUAGGCUGGCCCAAGUGUCGGAGCCCACUACCUGCGUCUACGCCUUGACGUUUGAGACCCCUCUGGUCUGCCACCCACACUCUCUCCUGGUUUACCCGACCCUUCCCGAAGAGCUGCAGAGAGAAUGGGACGAGGUUGAGCAAGCCCGAUACGACCAGCUGAUCACCGAGCAGGGAUACAACAAGCAGCUGAAGGCGAUCUUUGAAGAAGCUGGAUAUUUCAAAACUGCAAAGCCCAAGGAGAAGAAGGAAGUUGGCGACCAUCCCUCCAAAACGUUCGACUCUCUGGAGCAAUGCAGUGAGGAUUUCUACAAACAGAGAGCGGAGCUACAGAGACUGCAGGCCCUGCUGUCCCAGAAUGGGAUCACUUACAGCAAGCAGCCAGAGAACUCUGACAGCCCUCAGGCCACGCCCCGCUCUGCGACUCCCAGAGAGGAGCAUCUCCGUGGCGACACCGGGCAGCUUGGCGAUCUCCUCUGAGCACACCUCGAGUCACACGCCAAAGGAAAAUGGGGACACAGGAAGUGAGAGAGGGGCAAAACGAGAGACGUGGGGUCCCUCAGGAUUGGUUUUGCCUUCGUAAUUAUUGCUCAAAGGUUGAGAAACUGGUGUCAAUCAGGAUGUUUGUUCACAACAAGGGUAAAUGAGUCUGAGAGACCAGUUGACAGCUGUGUCCUUGAAGGCAGCUUUUGGGAGAAUUACUGCCAGGCGUGAAACGGGCUGUGGCCCCCAGGAGCACAGUCUGGAGAACAGAACUGGAAAUCCAAACCAACCCCACCCCCUUGAGUUCACAUUCAGUUAUACCUUCUUAUUUGCAUAAAAUCUUUGAGUUGUUUAUUUAAGUGCUGUAUAUUUUUGUAAAUAAAUGGAUAAAAGGAAAGUUCUCACCAAUUUCCCUGGUUGAAACUAUUAAAAUUAAGAAACCACAUUAAAUGUAAUGGGGAACUGCAA